GACCUUGGAAGAGCAACGGAUGAAAUUGAUCGAUCGCGAAGCCUUCCCUGUCACAUCGGUGAUCAAAUGGGAAACCAAAAUGGAACGAGGUUUCGCAUCUGCCAAAGACAUGAUCGACAUCAUGUACCACGCCACGAUAGCACCAGGGAUCACUGAAAAAGUGCCCGAACACCUCCGAGGAGUCUAUUGGAUGAAGGACAACGGCGUUGGUGAAGAGUUGGUGGUGAUCCAAUGGGGCCAGUGGUACGAGGAGGAGGGUGUCUUACUGGUGCCAAUGGCCAGCUUCAUGUGGGCUUGGCCCGAUGGUAUUCCAACCAAUGCACCAUUCGGCGGCGUCAUGUAUGGGCCGCAGACCACCGUCACCGGCGCCAGAGUGUUGCUUGGAUCUGGGAAGCCUCCACCAGACAAGAAUGGCCCCGGCUGUUUGUCCUUCAAAUUCAAUCGCGAUAUGAGCUACGGCACUCUGCAGGGACAUUUCAAUGACGUCCGCGAUGAUACCGUGGAUUUGGGGACCUUCAUUCCUUUCUGUGGCCUUUUCACCAUGGAACUCUUGGACUCCCAAAGCAGUGAGCUCGGCUCGCGCUAUAAGCGCGGCAUCUGGUGGGGCCUCGGAACCUUUACGCCGAUCGAAUUUGGAUCUUACACGCUGACCAAGGUCAUGAAAGGAAAUGGCGAGCCCAACGAACCCUACUACAGCGAAUUUGUGGAAUACAUGGGCGAUGUACGGCUGUUCACCUGGUCGGGUUUCGUUGAUCAGCCUGAACAGGCAACAAUGGGCUGCGGUUGCUGA
Molecule: messenger RNA, 790 nt
Organism: Cladocopium goreaui
Lineage: Eukaryota; Dinophyceae; Suessiales; Symbiodiniaceae
Source: the annotation of a GenBank genome assembly